AUGAUAAAUCCUAUAUUUACAUGUUCGCCAGCAGUUGAUGAUCAGACUCUUUCAUCAACUUGGUUACCUACAGAUGAAGAACUUCGACGUAUUAAAGAAUUUCAAGAAAUUGAACGGAAAGGAGAUGCAUAUCAACAAUAUCUUCGAUUUGGUUCAGGAGAAGAACCAAGCAUUGUAUUGGAUAAUUUUCUUUUCUUAGGAAAUAGAGUUCAUGGUUCAAAUUUAAAUUUACUCGAACGACUUCAAAUUAAACAUAUUAUUAACGCAGGUGAAAUUGAUAUUAGUGAAAAACUUCCUCACGAUCGUUUUGAUAUUAUUUAUAUUACAAUGGAUGAUGAUAUUCGAACAAAUAUUAAACAAUAUUUUGAUCGUACAAAUGAAUUAUUGCACAAUUAUCAUAUGAAGAAUGAACGUUGUCUUGUCCAUUGUGCUGCUGGUAUUUCAAGAUCAGCAACUAUCGUUUUAGCAUAUUUAAUGAAAUAUCAUCAUAAUACACUUAAAGAUGCUUUUGAUUAUCUCUUAGAAAAACGUCCACAAAUAUAUCCUAAUGAUGGUUUCAUGUUACAACUAUUACGUUACGAAAAUGAAUUAAUUAAAUCACGUGAAAUUGUAUCGACAGAAGAGACGACCAAAGUAAAUAAUCCAAUUCAAACAAUACAAGAAUUUGAAAAGAAACAAGAAAAUCAAAACCAGUAG
Molecule: messenger RNA, 696 nt
Organism: Adineta steineri
Lineage: Eukaryota; Metazoa; Rotifera; Eurotatoria; Adinetida; Adinetidae
Source: the annotation of a GenBank genome assembly